Molecule: messenger RNA, 891 nt
Organism: Maniola jurtina (meadow brown)
Lineage: Eukaryota; Metazoa; Arthropoda; Insecta; Lepidoptera; Nymphalidae
Exons: 4
Coding region: 68-622 (184 amino acids)
Cellular component (GO): cAMP-dependent protein kinase complex
Molecular function (GO): protein kinase A regulatory subunit binding
Source: RefSeq, a predicted model, not a curated record
AUAAACUUACGCGCUCAUUACACACCCAAGAGAAUAUUUAAGCUCAUUGGUAUAUUUGGAUAACAGAAUGGAUAUACCAUUAAUCAGGUCUUAUGAGGAACAGGCCAUCGACACUGUGGUGUCGGUACUGAACCGGGCAAAGGAGGCGCUCGGAGAACGACAGACGCUGAAACAGCUUGCUACAACCCGCGACACAGUCGCUCCACAAGGGAAGGUGAUCCUGACAAGCCUCAAAUGCCCCAUACCCGUUACUAGUGAAAAUCUUAUACGGAACACCAUAGAAAAGAAAUGGAAGCUCACCGAGACCUUUAUGUAUCAUUUAAAGUAUGUGAGCAGAUCCACGGAUGAAUGCUCACAGUAUUAUUACUUCGAGGCAAUCUUCAGUCAGCCCACAGCCCUGUAUCCCAUUCCUCAAGCCACUGUAUCUGUGUUCUUCCGAGUAGAGGACAAGCAGAUAUACCCACCAGAGGUCAGAGCAAUGCCGAUGAUGACGUUCAGGAUCGAAGGCCACCGCUGGGACCACGACGUGCGUCACGUGCUGCUGACGUCAGAGUCGCUCCUCGCGGUCAUUCAGAUGAAGAUGAAGUUCUACCGGCGCAUCGAGGAGUUGCAGCUGUUCUAGCGAUUGGGAGAGCUGGCACGAAAGUUGUGAGACCGAUUGUACGAGUAGCAAUUGAUAACACACAAACCAACAUACUCGUAUUAUCUUUUCUUCUCUAUAUUUUAACGACCUCUACUAACCGUACCACGCAGAAGACCAGAAGUUCCAUAUAAAAAUCUUUGCGGGCAUUUUAGCUUGCCAAGUUGCCACUAUGAUGACAAAUUAAAGUUAGUAUGAUGUCGUGUAGAAACCAAAGGGGUUUGGGUUUAAUAAAAACUACCAUACCCCUU